UAUACAUAUAAAUACACAUUUAUAAAUUUGAAUGUUACAAAAAAUUAAUAAUCCUAAAUUCCCCGCACAGAAAUGAAAUGUUUUUCCAGUGUAUUUUCACAAAGUUCUCUGGUACCAUUAGCUAAAAUAGCCAAUGCACCGUCACGUUCAUUACGUUUACUAUGGGCUACUGUAACCGCAAUAAUGUUUAUCGGUCUAUGCGUUUGUAUCAGUCUAGUUGUUAUGCAAUAUCUAAAACAUCAGACAGUAUUUCAGUUAGAUUAUUCUGGUCGACAUACAGUAUAUGAUCAAGUCCCUGGGAUAACCAUUUGUCCACAGUCACAAGAAUCAAAACGUCUAUUUACCGAUGCAAUGAAACGUUUCAAUAUUGCUUCACAAUCUCAACCACUACCAUGGUUUAGUAAGACUGUUAUGGAUCAGUUUCGUGCGAAAGCCUUAGAAAUUCAACCGAAUUUAAAAUUCAGUGUUAUUGUAAAUCGUUUACCUAAAGGUGAUUUAUUAUGGAAUACAUCAAAUACUGCAAUUUCACCGAUAUAUAGAAUGUUGUUAAAUUUCAGUGUUGAAUUUCAAAUUCAACCAUCACAUUUAUCUGAUAGCUACCGAUUAACUGUUAUGGAACAAGUGCCAAAUAAACGAAAUUUCUUGUGUACAACAUUUGAAUUACUCUCAAAAAAUAUGGAAAGAGUGUGGUCUUAUUUAGAAAUUCGCAUAAAUCAAGAAAAUAAUUCAGAAGGUACAAAUCGUGUUACAUUCACAGUCAUAACACAUGAACGUGGCGAGUUACCGUUCAGUGCUUACGAUAGGCAUAUCCAUACAAUUCUACCGCCGGAGACUUCUGUCUCAUUAUAUUUUUCAAAAUCUGUAACAACACGUUUGAAUACUGCAAGAAAUCCAUGUCAUGUAGGCGCUGAUGCUAAAUUUAUCGCUUCUGAAUUAACAAUAGACACAGAAAGUGAAAAUGUUCAUCAAAAGACUGUAAAUGAUCAAUCAGAUCAGUUGUCACCAAAAAUGUUGUCAUCGGCAUCCAGAUCGACAAUGAGUGAUGGAACAGAAGACUACGAUAUAAAUUCACUUUCCAACAUGAAUAUUAAUGAAAAUGAUGGUGAAGGAAGUAUCAAGCAGCAAUGGUACCUAGAUUACCUUGAUACUCUUCGAAUGAAAAAUAAUAAAAAGAAUGUUGGUGAGACAACCAACUAUCUACAACAAGCAAAAUCACGUUUUCGUCAGAAAAAUUCCGAUCAGCGUCGUAGCAGUAAAUCAGCUACUGUCAGUUUAUUCGGUACAGAGUUUUUAUAUAGUCGUGAAGCAUGUGGAUGGGCAGAAUGCUGUGCUAAAACGGCACUGUCAUGCAAUUCCACGUGUUCUCUUGACUUGUUAUCUGCAGCUUCACAAUCACAGUCUCUAUGUGAGCGUUCACAAUGUCAAGAUGAACAAAUCUCCUAUGAAACCUGUCCAUUACCGUGUAUACAGACAAAAUUUAUGAAACACAGUGAGGUGCGUUUAUCAGGUAGUGAAGAUGAUCUGCCGACUUCAACAAGUCGAUUAAAAUUAGUGCGUAGUGAAAGUGUACAAGUGGCUACAGAAGAGGAGAUAUUUUCAUUAGCUAAACUAUUCUCUGAAGUUGGCGGUCUGUGCUCAUUAUUCAUUGGUUUUAGUUGUAUAUUUUUGUUUGAAUUAUUAGAAGCGCUUAUUUUAAUGCAUUAUCCAAAGAAUAAAACAAAGAAAUCAUUAGAACUGAUUAAUAAUAGUAAUGUGAUGUCUCAACCAGAAUUUUUUCAACAUAAUGAUGAAAAGUGUUUGAAGAAAUUCACUGCUAAAACUGACACAGACAGUGUACCACAGAUUACAACAGACUACAUAAUAAGUUCACCGACAACUACAACAAUAAAUACUACUAAUAUGUCUAAGGAUGAUGACAGUAGUAUGUUCAGUGGAAAUGAUGAAUAUAAAAAGAGUCAAACACAGAAAUUUGACGACCCGCCAGAAAUGAACAAAGCCAAUGUUAGCACGUUUCCAGAAGAUGAAUACCUAGAAAAAGCGACACAAUUGUCUUCUCAAAAUAAGUAUUUCAAUGGCUUGAAAAAUUCCAAUUAUCCUGUGGACAAAAGUUCUAUCCCACUAAAGGCAUUAUAUCAGCAACAAGAUGAGGAUAUUGAUCGUAAUCAUGAAUAUGAUGGUAGAACUAAUAACGGUGUUAACAAACACAUUCUCUCCUUAUAUAACAGACAUACAACUGAACCAAAUGAAGUCACUCAAUCCAGUCAUGUGUAUAUGUUGCCUAUUCGACUAACAACUAAUGUUUUAUUGCAUAAAAUAAUGGAGAAUCAGACAAAAACUGCUAGUUUAAACUCUCGUGAACAUUCUGUUUGUUCAGCUGAUAUGGUUGGAAGAGAUUACAACUAUAGUGAGACAAUAACAAUGUGUUCACGAGAAGAACUGAUCGAGUUACUACACCAAAACAGAAUACGUAUCAAAGUAAUGUUCACAGAACAAUGAAAGAUUCUUGCUGUUCUUACUGUUUACAAACACAAGUAUAAAUUUGCACACUUCAACCCCUUAAAUGAAAAAGAUCAUUGUGAUAAACAUCAAUAAAGAGGAUUCUACAAAUUCUACUGAUACUGACAAAAAAAUAGCAGAGUCUUGUAAUUAGAACAGUAAUUUCUUAAAAAUAGUAAAACACAAACGAGAAAUACUUAUAUAAAUAAACACAUAUAUACAUAUUACCUUUUCCCCUCUUCCUGUAUGUUUAAAAGUAUUUAAAGAUUAAACCGAAAAGUGAAUGUUUGCAUCUGACUGUGAAGAGAUUAUUUAAACUUGGCGGAAAGACAGUUUGCGCUACUCCCUGAACAAUGUCCAAUUUUCUUCUUACCUUCCUUCGUCUUUUGUUUCUCUGAGUUAUACACAAAGGAAAAGAGGAGAAAAGAAUAAAAAUACUGUACUUGAUUUGCCAUUCACUUUUGAUGUGUGCGUGUCUUUUUUUUGUUUUUUGAAACUGACUGUGAAACACUAUUUCCGUUUUGUUUUUCCACACGUUUUGUUUAAAAACAAACUGUAUUUUUUGUUUCUUGCUAAAGUUUGAUUACAAAGUGAACAGAAAAUAUUGAGUGAUUAUUUUUGUUUUUUAAAUUUAUAAUACCG
Trichobilharzia szidati is the source of this 3138-nucleotide messenger RNA. NCBI's taxonomy places the organism in Eukaryota, Metazoa, Platyhelminthes, Trematoda, Strigeidida, Schistosomatidae. The record is from the annotation of a GenBank genome assembly.